AUGGCUGCUGGGUCAGCAGAAGAGAGGUCGCUCACAGAGGGGGCGCCACGCAUCAAGUUCGCAUGCCACCCUUCCACCGAAGAUGCAGAACAAAAGCUGGGACCUCUCUUCUCGGAGUUUCGCAGCCUCUGCGAUGCGCUGUCGGGUGCUGCGAUCAUGCUGGAGGAUAUUGGCGCAGCGCCUGUACUGCCUGAUGGUUUCGUUGCUGGCAACUGCUCCGCGCUGCUGCAGGGAGCAGCGGAGGAGAUGCUUCUUGUGACAAGAUCAGGGAAGGAUGCAGGUGUGCGGCCCAGUGAAUCAGACUUUGUGGCAGUCCAAUCCUUCGACUGGAACGAGUGGAGCUGCUGCUUCUGCCCUGCAAAGAUGGGGGCAAGACCCACGUCUGACACGCCCUUGCACUGGGCUUGCAUCAUGAAAGCCGCGGAGACGUUCAACUGGCCUGAGCGGCCAUUGGUCGCCUUGCACGGGCAUGCUCUUGCCGAGAAGGAGGGUCUGGAGAAGGCCAAAGCACUCAAGCUCCCGAUCAGUCACGAGGAGACGCUCUUCAGCACGCCAGAGGACGUCGAUGCCCUGAUGGAACUGUUCAAAGCCUUCCCGUAUCCGGAGAACAAGGUGUUCAUCCGCAAAGGUCACGGGUUCUUGAUUCUGUCCAGCAGUGUCGCGGCUGCUGUGGAGGAGGCGGCCUUGCUGAAGAGGAAGGCAUCGAGGUUGGAGAGACCGGUGCUGGAUCGAAUCGUCAACAGCAAUGGUUUCGAGGCUUCCAGCAUGGCUUCCAUCAUUCUUUGCAUGUUCUUUCUGGGUGCAGAUGCAGCCUGCUUCCCAAACUGCGGUGUGGGGAUGAAGGACUUCUACGAAGUCAUGAACAAUGUGUUUGUCUUCCUUUUUUUGGCAGAGUGGAUCCUGCGUGUUCUCAAAGACGGCAAGGCAUACUUCAUCCCCUUGAAGGCCGAGCACGUCUUCGACACCCUCAUCGUCUGGGUUUGCGGAGUGCUGCUUGGGUGGGUUAUUCCCCUAACUCAAGAUGUUCAACGCAGCCCGAUUACACAGUCCUUGAACGUUCUCAGAAGCAUGCGGACUCUACGGUUCUUCAACUUCUUGAAGACCUUCGAGAGCUUUAAGAUGCUUCUGGCCGGAAUCCUCGGGACAGCCACCACGUUGGCAGCAUGCGUAGCUUUGCUGGCAAUGGUGGACCUGUUGUUUGGCAUCCUAGCAAUCGAGCUCAUUGGCAACUUCGAGGCGUGGGGAAAUGCGCCACGAGGCCCCUGGCCAUUUGUGACCAGCUCAUACCAGCUCUCGGUACAACGAGUUCAGUAG
Symbiodinium necroappetens is the source of this 1314-nucleotide messenger RNA. The record is from the annotation of a GenBank genome assembly. Lineage: Eukaryota; Dinophyceae; Suessiales; Symbiodiniaceae.